Molecule: messenger RNA, 2749 nt
Organism: Scatophagus argus
Lineage: Eukaryota; Metazoa; Chordata; Actinopteri; Scatophagidae
Gene: anks3
Product: ankyrin repeat and sterile alpha motif domain containing 3
Exons: 16
Coding region: 187-2127 (646 amino acids)
Cellular component (GO): cilium
Molecular function (GO): protein binding
Source: RefSeq, a predicted model, not a curated record
GUUUAAAAUGUGAUUGGCCAGUAGAUAUGUUUUAGCUGUGGAAAAGGUUAGGCAGGAAAGGGCGGAACAUGGUUCAACUCGAGCACAAAUGAGUGUGACACACAAAACAAAAAAAGUUUCAUACGCUGAGAAGACGCUAACGUUGCCUUUUGACUGUGUGUGGAGGGGCGAGUGAAGAGGCAGAAAAUGUCUGAGCUAAGUGACGAAGCCAGUGAAUCAGAGCAACUGGGUGCUAGCCUCUCCCUGUGGCUGGGUGACUCCCUGGUGCGACCUGCGGAGCUGGUUGUCCCCCUGGACCUACACACCGCCUGCUCCAUCGGCCAGUACGACGUGGUUGCAGAGUGCAUCAAAAGACGUGAGGUGGACCUGGAUGGCAAGAACAUUGGUGGGUGGACACCACUGAUGUAUGCGUCUUACAUUGGCCACGACAACAUCGCAAAUCUUCUGCUGGAGGCUGGUGUGAAUGUAAAUGCUACUACAGCCAAGGGAUUAACCCCACUGAUGCUGGCUGCAAGCUGUGGGAAUGAAAGUAUUGCAUACUUUCUGCUUCAGCAAGGUGCUGAGUUGGAGCUGAAAGACUCUCGAGGCUGGACCGCUCUGUUCCACUGCACGAGCACAGGCCACCAGCAGAUGGUCAAGUUCCUGCUGGAUAACAAUGCCGAUGCCAAUGUCAAGGAGCCAGGAUCUGGUUUCACUCCCCUGAUGGAGGCUGCUACUUCUGGACAUGAAAUCAUUGUUCAGAACCUGCUUGAUCAAAAAGUUAAAGUUGAUGAUCGCAAUGCUAAAGGAGAGACUGCCCGUGCUUUAGCCAUGAUGUACGGUUAUACCAAGAUCGUCAGCCUCAUUGACUCACGUACUCCAAGGAUCAAACCAGGGCAUUUUGAAGACAUGAGUUCCUCAGAGGAUUCGGACAGCGCACCGCCAAGGAUAAGGCAGAGUCGAAACAGAGCUAAAGGCAUGAGCAUCCAUGAUGGACCCCAGGCCGUCGCCAAGUUCCGAGUAGGAUGCACCAGCAAACUGUGUGAACCUGCUACAUUGCCGCCAGGAUACACGACAUACCGUGACACUGGUGAACGGAGUGAGGGCAUCUGCUACCGUGAUGUGACUUCACCCAUCAACGAGCUGGACGGCCAGAGCAACAGCAGCAGAGAUGACAGUCCAUUCUUUGACAAUGACAUGCCCACCAUGAGGAGCAGCAGCAGCAGCAGUGAAGGCCUGCCUCAUGUGAUGGGCCUCAACUGGGAAGGCUCUGUGGAGAGUAAUGAGGACUCUGACCAGUGCAAGAAGAGCAGCUCUCGCAGAGUCAGUAAGGGCCAUCACUCAAAAGGCAAGAGUCGCCACGGAGGCAACGAUGCCGCUCACUCCAGCGGUACAGCAAACUGUGGGAUGAGGUCACAUAUUGGUCUUCCACCCUCCUACACUGGUCCAAAGGACCUGGCAGAGUUCUUGGACCAAAUUGGCUUCUCUAAGUAUCUCCCUUUACUAGAAGAGCAAGACAUUGACCUGCGGAUAUUUCUCACCCUGACUGAAAAUGAUCUCAAAGAAAUAGGGAUCACAUUGUUUGGACCUAAGCGUAAGAUGACCUCGGCCAUUGCAAGGUGGCACAGCAGUGCUCGACCACCCAGCGAUGCUCUGGAACAAGCUUAUGCUGACCAACUUGAGGCUGAGAUGCAGGAGAUGGCCAUUCAGUUGCAUAAGCGCUGUGAGGAGAUGGCGAGCCUGCAGAGCCAGGUGUCUCAGGAGAAGGAGCUGCGUACUGUGAUGGAGGGAUGUCUCAUGGAGGACAAGAUGGCAUGGAGGAGGGUCCAUGCCGAGCUGGUAGAGAACCACCGGCUGGCUCAGGAGAUGACCGCCACACUGGCAGAGUUUAGGGCCUGCCACACUAAACUGCUCCCCUGUUUCACUACUGAUGAGGACAGCAGCUCUUAUACUGGCAUGGAAGAUAAAAUAGAAGGUGACACUGGUGUUCCAGCCAGCGAGGGCCUGCCACGCUCAAAAGCUGCGGAGCUAAUGAAGAAACUGUAUUCUUAUGAGGAAGAACUGGCAGGGACCCUGCAAACUGUGCUUCAGAGUCUGAGGCGACUGAGUGCCCCUGAAAAAGUCUCAGAUAGCUGGGAACGGCCUUAACCUCCAAAGAGGCUUUUGCCAAUACUUGACGGAGGGUGAUCUAACCACCCUGAACAAUCUCACGGAAAUGGGAGAAGGCCAAAGACAAGGCCAUCCCUGCUGGACCAGAGAAGCCUGCCGCUCCUCUGAUGGACCAGAACUCCCCAUGCGUGGACAAGGCCAAGAGGGACGGCAACCACUACAGGGAAGUGACAAUCAGGCAGGAAGGGUACCUGGCCCUCACACGCUUGUGCUGGUAUUUACUGGACUCCUGUAGCUGGGUUGUGAGAAUGCUUAGAGAGGAGAGACUGAUGUGACUGUGGAUCAGAGGCUGUAAUACUGUGAAAUGAUUCUUAAAGAACUGCUCUCUCUUCCUUCAUGAAAUGUUCAUGCCACCAACCGAAGGGAUAUUUUAUAACAGAAGUCAAAAUGAGUAGUUAGAAGUUCUGCAGAGCUCUGUUUUAAAAUAAUGUCCUGCUGAAUGCAUUUUUUAGAGCUUAAGAUCAAAGUAAUGAGUUAAACCUGUCAGUUAAUCAUUAUCCUUAUGUUACACCAGGAAAGGUGUUUUCAAGCCAUUUGACUGUAAUGCUGUAGACACUAGCAUAUGUAGAAGCAGAGUUAUGACAAUAAAAUUUACAAAUUA